Messenger RNA from Micropterus salmoides (largemouth bass), 1097 nucleotides. RefSeq lists its product as uncharacterized. The record is from RefSeq and is a predicted model, not a curated record. The transcript has 9 exons. Bases 222 to 1097 code for a protein of 291 amino acids. Lineage: Eukaryota; Metazoa; Chordata; Actinopteri; Centrarchiformes; Centrarchidae.
CCUUGUGGUUCAACGUGAGCACGGCAGCCGAGAGGACAGGCAGCUCUCGCGAUACUUGUUCCCUCCAGGAUUUCCAGUCAAAACGAACCUGACAGCGGUCGGAAAAGUUGCUUUUGAUCCCAGAAACCUGCUUUUUGUGCUGUGAUGAAGAUCAGACCCUGAUGAUGAAGAUGGAGAAGGGGAGAGCAGACAGUUGAUGUGUUCUGAGGAGGAGGAAGACGAUGAGGAUGAACCACAGCCAGCUGUUGUUUCUGUCCAGAGAAGAAACAUCUGGAAACUUCCAGAAAGAAGGGACACUGCGAGUCGGACGGCAGGAGAGAGCGCUCACUGACAGGUUUUGUCGGCUGAGAGGAAACCUACUGUUCAUCCUGAAGACACAGGGCGGUAAGCUAGAGGAGGUGCUGCUGUUGGAGAGAUGUGAGGUCAUGAAGCUUCCAGACCAUGACAGACGACUGGCCGUCAGCUUUGAGAGUGGCGACCCUCCCGUGUUCCUAGAGUCCAGUAGCACCGCAGAGUGCGCGUCGUGGCUCGUCCUCCUGAGAGACGCCAACACUGAGACGCUGAGGCGACGCAUCGCACAGCUCUGCACGCUCAUCAGCACGCACACCGCCACCACUCUGCACACGCAAGAACACAGUGCACACUUCACCGGGGGCGGCGAUGCUGGAGGUGCAGGUGGAGUGGAAGCUGCUGCUAAAGUGUCUCCGCUGCACCUGACUGUAGAGUGUCGAAUUGUGGUUUCCGUGGCAGCCAGAGUCCAGCUACAAGUUUGUGUGAUCGACACUCACACUCACACAGUCAGGAAGCACUGCUGCUGUCAGAUAGUGGAGGGACUGGAUGACAGUGUGUUUCUAACAUCAGUGUGUUUCUGUGGUGACUACCCACUCUACCAUCACAGCAGGAUCAAACUCACCGUUUCCCAUGCAGAGGAGCCGACAGCACAUGCCACUUCCGCUGGGCGCUUCAGUAAUCUGCAUAUUUCCCAUGAUGCUGGUGUGUUUGUAAUCCUGUCGGCCAUGACGAAAAAGGAGGAGGAGGAGGAGGAGGAGAAAAAGGUGAUGGAGGGAGCAGGGAGAUACUCGGCCGGUGUGUUUUAG